CAGUCAGCAACUCAUUACUUCAUAAUAUACUUUCUCUAUCAAUAUAAUCUUCUAAUCUUAAUUUGCAAAAAAUGGGAAUUUGCGCUUCUUCACACAUCUUGGGGUGGCAAAGUGGAAGAUUUCUGCUCAAGAAUACUCCGGCGGCGGCGGCGGCCAUGGUGGUCCACGAGAACGGCGAGCUGCUGGAGUGUCGCCGGCCAGUGAAGGCCGCCGACGUUUUGUCGGAGAACCCAAACUGCUUCCUCUCAAACUCGGAGUCGAUGAGCGUUGACUCAGAAAUACCUCAAGUUUCGAAAGACGAAGACUUGGAGAUCGGUCAACUCUACUUUCUCCUCCCCAUUUCUAAGUCGCACUCCCCACUGACUCUUCAAGAUAUGUGUAGGCUCGCCGUCAAAGCCAGCUCUGCUCUCAAUGGGUAUUUCACUCCGGUCGCCGGAGCUGUUGGCCGCCGCCGCCGCCACCGCGGUUCUUGCAAUGACAAAGUUUCUACGCGGGGGCAUAUGGUUACCUUAAUUAACUGAUUGGAUCUUCUCUGUUAACAAAAUUUCAAUGUUUUAAACUUCCAAUCAACCAAAUAUUUGUAAUUUUUCUGAUUUGUUAUAAUGUUUUUUCUUCUUUUUGGGAAGUUUUUCUAUUUAUAACAAAUGAGUUGUUUUACCAAAGUGUACAAUAUGUAUAGCUGAAGUACACCGAAGUUGCCGAUGAGUUCCGUUCGUGGUCACAUGAUCCACAUCAUGUUUUUCUGAGUUUCAAUUUCUCUUGGGUCUAUUCCGAAAGCUUUCUCUUAUUAUUUCAUUUACAAUUUUUAAGCAAACAAUUGUACGGACUAUGAAUUACGUAUCAAUACUACUUCUGUUCUCUUUUAAUUGCAA
Molecule: messenger RNA, 872 nt
Organism: Cuscuta epithymum
Lineage: Eukaryota; Viridiplantae; Streptophyta; Magnoliopsida; Solanales; Convolvulaceae
Source: the annotation of a GenBank genome assembly